This is a messenger RNA of Schistosoma haematobium, 8348 nucleotides long. RefSeq names its product RNA polymerase-associated protein rtf1, variant 3. The record is from RefSeq and is a predicted model, not a curated record. Bases 7307 to 8227 code for a protein of 306 amino acids. Lineage: Eukaryota; Metazoa; Platyhelminthes; Trematoda; Strigeidida; Schistosomatidae. Gene Ontology annotation, cellular component: Cdc73/Paf1 complex. Gene Ontology annotation, molecular function: RNA polymerase II C-terminal domain phosphoserine binding; DNA binding. The transcript has 5 exons.
UGAAGGUCAACUCAGGACUACCAUUUAAAAACUUAAGGGUGCGGCGUAUUUCAUUGUCCUGCGGUAGUUAACCUGUCUCUAUAUCAAAUCAACUAGUUAUUUUACUCUUCCAUACUCUCUUGAUUUGUUUCACAUAAUCAUCCAGCUAAAAUUUUCUUUUUUUGAGUACAGACUGCUGUUCUGCUGACUAAUUAAUAUUUUUACUUCAUAUGAAGUAAAAAUGAAGACUGCAGUCUUCACUUAUCGACAAGUCUUAAUUUACUCAAAGAAUUCAGCGUCCUGCAUGGUCGACAGACCUAUUACUUAGACCAUGCUUAUUGGUUUUUUAGGUGUCAGAUGAUUAUCUAACACCUAGGGGCUUUAAAAUCCCAAUAAAACACUAAAUUAUUCCUUUUUAAAUACAGAUUACUGCUCUGUCCACUUACGACUUACUGGUUACAACCGGUCCUUACUGGAUUUCAGCGACCCACUUUAUCAGGGUGGCUGCAUAGUACUCUUGGUGAAUGGCGAAAGGUCGUCUUUCUGGCUCUGACUCGUCGGACAGUGAUGACGAAGUGAAGGUAAGUAUAUGAGCAAUCCGAAAUAUGAAACUUUACGGUAUUUAAACUAAUGCGUAUCCAAAUGUUUUUUUCCAGUGGCUACAAUCACGUCACAAGCACAGGAAGACCUCGGUUCCAAGCGAUGAGACAACACGUGAUUCAAAGUCAGGUGGAAUUGAGGAGGGUGAAGUAUCUAGUGAUGACCUCGAUGAAGACGAAGAUGAUGGCCUGGAUGACAACUUAAUCGGUGGGGAAGAUGAUAAGCGUCGGUUGGCGAAAAUGAGUGAAAAAGAAAGAGAAGAAGAGCUAUUCAAGAGAGCUGAGAGAAGAGAUGCCAUACGAGCCCGCAAGGCUGUAAAACAAAAGCUAAAAGAAAGACGAGAAAGAGAAAAAGCUCAACAGGUAGCCUCUUUAUCCAAACAGCUUACCGGGGAUUCAAAAUCUAAAAGAUCUGCUUAUCACAACGUAUUUUCAGACAGCGAUGAGGCAGAAAAUAGUGAUUCAAGUGGUCUUGGACCAAAAGGCCUUAGACAACGUAAGCUUGCCCUGGAGAAAAAGAAGGUAUGUUUUUCUGUUUGCUAAACCUGAUUUCAAACCGCUCGCUUUUGCUUUGUUGCACAAUUUGUCUUGAUAGGUUACUAGUUAUCAAUACAUUUUAUUAUCUUUUUUUCUUGUAAAACUGUGAUCAUUGGGAAAUUCUUUUUUAGGUGGCUCACAGGGAUAAAUUUCAGGAACUCAUCGAGCGUCGCAAACAACAGGCUGCUAAAAAGCGUCGAACUCAUACAUCAGACGAAGUGGAUAUAUCCGCCCAAAAUAGUUCUGGGAGUUCAUCGGAUAGUGAUGAUAAUAGUCCAAAGCCACGUGGCAAAAUUCAGGAGAAACAUCAGUCCAUGUCUCAGCGUGUUUUUUCUUCAGAAGCAUCAGACUCUUCUGAUUCAAGUCGACCUGGUUCGCGUCCUGUAGCUCGACGUUCAAGGUUGGUUGUCAAAUAGUUUGUAACCUAAAUUCCGUUUUGUAUGAUCUCGGUAUUAUUUAUACUAAGUUCUCUCUCUUAAUCCCACUUCACCUAGUUAAUAUAACAUCUUAAAUCAAAUAAUUAAGUAAUACCGUCCUUAAGAACUUACGCACUUUCCAUUUCCACCCCAUUUGGAGUUAAAAAGUAAUAAUAUCAUAGCCUUGCCCAGGGAUCCGUACUACGAUGAUUCAUGGCAUAUCCUGGUAAAAAUGAGUUGAAUGGAACUUUGAACCCAUGAAUCUGAUGUAAGCCUGAGUUUAUUUUCUUGGGAGUUGUGAAUUUGUUAGAAUCUUUCGCUGUUUAGUUUUCCUUAGAUUGAAAGUAAAUUGAAAGAAAAUUUUCUUACCUACGGUGUCAUUUUCUGAAACUAUGCAAUCGUAUUUAUACCGAUUUCUCGUAUAAAGUAGUCUGUUGAAAGGUGGAGGGACUACACAAUAGCAUUUAGGUAACUUCAUGUGUUGAAAGAGGACCACGUGAUGAACAAGAAGUCGAAAAACGACAGUCUAAAACCGAAUAGAUGAAAGAUAGUUGCCCACUUGACAAGGAUGACGUGAAAGUGAAAAUAGUAAUUAAAAUUUCAGGUGGUUUGGGGUAGUCUGUCGGAAACUCGGGGCUCAGGUUUCAUGAUACUUGGAACCCGUCAGUAACUUGUACCUGUAAUCUUGCCAAAACUGGCGGAUUCGAUCUUUGUCAUUUAGCUUCACAACCUGGGGUGUUUCUACUGAGCUGUUCGGGGCUGCAAUGUUGUGUCACUUAGACUAGUGUCCAUAUUGUAACCUGAUGGAUAGAAUUAAAUCAGCACUAAAAGAGGAUUAGACAAACAUGAUACUGGUGGCUACUCAGUGAUCAGUCAGUCGUAAGUUACUAAAAACUUUAAAAAACUCGGAAGACAGUACUAAUAAAUAAUCUACCGAGUAUGGAAAAUUGAGUAUUAGUACCACGGUAGGAUGAGAGCUUGGAAGUGUCACUUCUGUUCACAUGGUUUUAAUUUGAAACGAUGAUUUGCUAACACCCUGCAAUGUAUAGGUAAUUGAUCUAUCUCUCCUUCUAACCCUAUCGUUUAAACAUAUAAAUACUUGCAAAAACCAUCUGGUGCGGUUAUGUAACAGGAAUCUACAAGAUGUUCCGGUAUUGCGCUGUUGAUUGUUUACCUUCUUUGGAAAGCCACGUGGUAACCCUCGGAGAUGAGUUUAGAGAACGUUCACUCUGUGCAGUCACUGUAACCUGUUCCAUAAGAGCAAGGGGACUUAUAAAUGUGCAUUUGUGUAUCCCAAGGUGAAAGUUUAUUUUCGACACAUCCACGAAAUACAGUCGAUACAAACUCGGCUCAUUUGGCUUUGUUGAUUUAGUUACAGACUUCAAUGUAACUUCAAAGAGAAUCUCCGACCUGACGUAGUAGUCAGGCUUGCCUAUCGUGAUGACUUAACCGAGCUGUAUUGGCUGGAACACGUUCCCUUAGGUCUUACUAUGUCAGACAGAUCGGUUGAAGAGCGGUAAGACUAAAAGCAGCAACUUAAGGUCCUAAGACGAAGUCGUACUGCUGACUGUAGAGAGGCGUGACAGCAGUAAGGUGUUUCCCGAAGAGAACCAGCAUCUGUAGCGAUGUCGCCUUAUCACGAAGGGAGGAAGGGGUCAGAAAAGGUCGACCCUGAUAAUGCCACACCACCUUACCCCAUAGAUCUCCUCCGGCGGUAAAGCCUCAGGUGCGGAGCUAAUACGACGAAAGCUUCCCAUAAAGAUACCGUACGCUAUCGACGUCAAGCAUUUAUGCCUUAGUCUCUGCGAUCGCACUCCCAGGUCGCACAAACCAUUACUAAUUCAGCUUCUUUUUCAGGUCUUUAGAAGAAAUAUCUACGAUGUGGGUGACCGUGAAGUGACAACCGCCCUCAUACCUCUAUCGGCAGUCGAGAUCCUAUUGUUGACUUUAAAACCCAGCCCUCACCUCUAAAUAAUUCUUCCGUCUAUACGACUAACCCUUCUCGUAUAUCUUUAUCACUACACGCCACCAAUGAGUUUACGAAAUGUUAUUCCUGGUCACCUGAAACCACUCUCGGAACUACAUGUUGGAGCUUUUAUUGUUCGAACCUUGUAUCAGAUAAGACAAUAAGCUUUAGCCAGGACUCUAGAAUCUCUUGGUAUGAUUUUCAAAAAGCUGUGAAAAUAGCAGUGAUAUCUACCGGUAGCUUAAAGCAAAAGGUUAAGAGAAAGCAGUGGGUUUCAGCGGCGUCUAAAGAAUUGAUAGGUGCUCGAAAACAUCCCGUCUGGGUCCGAACACGAUGAGGAGCAGAGGCAACUUAAACACGGGCUGAUCAAAAGCCUAUAUAAUGAGCGUAAGUAGUUGUAGGUAGCGGAAGCAGAAGAGAUAGAAAAGGCAGCAGCGAUAGGUAGAAAUAGACAAUUGUUCACAUUUAUUAAGGAAACAGGUAUUAAAAAUCCGGCUGUUAGUGAAAAGGACCAAACUAUUAUUUACUCUCAAUCUAAAAGAUUGCCCUACUGGACAGAACACUUUAGUGAACAGUUCAGCUGGUUUUCAAUCACACAUCAGUUGCCAAAUAUCUCCAAGCAACCUGAAUGCCAACUUGACGCAACUCAUUCAGCCCUUAGUGAAUUUGAAAAGGCUAUAAACAAUCUAAAGAAAAGGAGAGCAGGCGAACCUGACGAACUGGCCACUAAUUUUUCAAAAUGGUAGUCCAGGUUUAGCAGUUAGAUUGAUUGGAGUCUUAGCUAAAGUGGACGCAGUCCCAUCUAACUGGACUUGAUCUUUGAUUUUCCCAGUUUAUAAGAACGGACAUAACUCCUCUUGUCACAAUCACAGAGGAAUCAUUCCAACUAAUAUAGUGUCUAAAAUAUUAGUCUCAAUAAUAUUUCGACGUCUAACUAGAACUUGUGAAGGGUGAAUUCGAGAAAACUAGACCGGUUUCAGUCCUGCACGUGGAUGUGUAGACCGAAUACUCACCAUUCGGUAGGUUCUGGAACAUAAGCAUACUUUUCGACGUCCGACCAUAGUUGUAUUCUUUGACCUUAAGACGGUGUUCGACUCUCGAUUGUGAGGUUUUAUGGUAAUGUCUCAUUGAAAGGCGUACUAAAGGAUUACAUUAAUCUUAACAGCCUCUCCACUCAAACACUACCGGUCGAGUCAGAAGUUAUGAUGAACUGUCAUCGUAAUUGGUUACUUCAAAUGGUGUUUGUCAGGGUUAUUUGCUUUCUUCAUUUAACUUUCUCAUAGACAUGUUUUAAGAGAUAACACUUUCACCGUUCAACAUACCAGGGAUCAGUCUUCUACCAGGAAAUUCCCUUGUUGGUUUAAAAUAAGCAGAUGAUAUUGUUAUGUUUAGUGAAAACGUAGAGUCUUCUGGCCACCUUGAGCAACAGUGCAAACAUGUUUGGGAUGCGGUUCUCCCUCGUCAAAUGCAAAAUUUAGCUUCAGGAUUGGCUUGCGCCAGCGCCUAUAUCAAUAAUAGGAUGUGAAGUAAUCGAGCUUAUCGAUCGCUUCACUUAUCUUAUGAGUCUUAUCAGUCCUGAUGGUUUGGUGUCUGACAAAAUCUCCGCAUGGAUUCAGAAGGCUCAAUUUGCUUUUUCCAACUAACGUCACUUAUAGCGUAGGCGUGACAUCUGUUUGUCAUGUAAAUGACGAGUUUACUGCACUGCAGUUUGCUCCGUCCUACUUCAUAGUUAUGAUACAUGGUCAUUAAGAAUAGGUAUCCGUAGGCUACUGGUAUUCGGUCAUACGCGUCUUCGAAUCAUUGUUCGUGUAUUUUGGGACCACGGAGUAAGUAAUGUCUGGGUUAGGAAUAUGGUGUUAGGUAAGAGUGGGAAGUCGGUUGAUGAGGCAGUAAAUUUUCACCAACUGAGGUGAUUGGGCACGUGUUACGUGUGCCGAAGACAUGGCUUCUGUCUAUGAAGUCAUAGGUGCUGACUAUCUGGCUGAGGUCCGGGUGAUUAUCGUAACCAAUGGUUUGAGAAUUUGAAUGACAUGACUCAAAAUCGUCUGCAAUGGCGCAGAUGCAUCUAUCCUUCGUCUUCAACCAAACUCUGAGCAUCUGAAUUCCUCAUAACACUUCUGUUUUUAUUUCAUUGAUUUAUUUGUCCUUGAAUCAUAUCUUCGAUGCUUAAUCUUUCCAAUCACCACUCAUGCUGUUAAUGCAUCUACUAAUCUGGGAUUCAGUCUGACAAUUUCAUCUCUGUGUUAAUGGGGUAUGGCAACUUGAACCGAUGUACACACGUACCAGGUUCUACAUGGUCACUGACUGACAAAGAAAACUAUAUCAUUUGUUGUGGAUUCAUUUUUCACAAACGUUCUCCUAAUGAAGAUGGUUUUUUAUGUUAUGAUGUCGAAAGUAGUAACCCCAGUGUUAGUGUUCCGAACACUGAAACGUUCACAAUGGCUUACAUCCAUUGACGUUAUUUUCCGCUCUAUCUCGUUUCAAUAUCUCUUUAUACAUACUUUGCCACUGCAUUUUUGACCUUUCUCAAGGUUUAGUCUUUCUUUUUUCAUUACGAUUGAUUUAUUCUGAUCGCUUCCUCAAUUCAUCUUGUUAUUCUCAUCUUGUCGUUCUGAUCACAGCUUGGGCUAGCUCAUUUACGUGUCAGGUUGUGUUUAUUAAUGUCCUUUUGUCUGAAAUGCUAACUAAAGGAAUUACUCCUACGCUAUACCUUCAUUGUUUAUUCUGGAUUCGGUAGUGAUUUCUAUAGAUGAACUGAUGGCGUAGAGAUGGGUCUACCACUGAGCCCUACUCUAGCUAAUUGCUACAUGACUAAUCUUGACCAUACAGUACUUAAAUCUACAAGCGAUAGCAUUCAUUUAUACAGACAUAUGUCCAUCAUUUGUGAUGAAAAUAUUGACCUUAUUGUCAUCGUGAAUAAAUUCACUAGUUAUGACCAGUCAGUUUAAUAUAUGUAAGAAACUGGUGAAUCUGCAAUUUCAAUUCCUUGAUGUUUUAUUAAAAAGAAGUCUAGAUGGUAUCAGCCUUAUUAUUUGCCUAUAUGGGCUACUGACGAGUCUUAAGCUGUACGAUAAUAGUGCGUUGAUUUCAGUCACUACAUCCAUAAAUAUCACAAUAAAACUUAGGGAAGAAUUAAAAGGUUUUAGAAAAUAUUAAAAUAUGAUAUUGAGUUUUUAUUUAUUGUGUGAAUUAAAUGUCUUCAUUUGUUUCAUUCCAGCUUACAACCUUAUCUCCCUUUUUUAGGACUUAGAACCAGUUUCUGAUUAGCAUUGAUUAAUAGUCAGGAAAUUCACGGAUUGUUGUCAUUCCGCUCUUAUUUUAGGUUUGUUGGUGUAAUUUACUGGAUUCUGUAUCAGAUUUAGUGAGAGAACAACCUAACACCUUAACUAUCUUAGAUAAUGUAUCAGUCAUAAGGGAUUAUUCUACUAGAGUGAAACAACAUACUCCUAAGUUUUAUCGCUAUAUCCGGACUAUUGGUCUUUAUCAAAAGUACUUCCCAAAACUAUCAUUCGUUUACCAACGUUGAAAGAAUAAGGAAAACAGGUGAACCCCUAAAAUUCGAACAUUGGGGUACCGAAUAAAGUGCUGUGGAAGGGUUAAAUAAAAGUAAUAUUAAGUGCUAUUAAGUACUAUUAAGCGUAUAUAAGAUUCAGGUGACAGUAUAUUGGGGGCUUCUAAUUACUUUUAUUUGAUAACUAUUUCUUGAACAAACAUUUUCAUUGUUCAUUUCACUCAACUUUAUUCAGAGUAUUCUAGUCGUUGAGGCAUGCCUAUUUUCUCUUAAAUUGUUCCGGUGGGACUCUAAAACUAUGAUUUCUUUUUUUAAUAGUUUUUCCAGUUUGUCAGGUUCACAGCGAUCUGGUUCUUCAAGUGAAGAUGACGCUAGAGGCAGAAGUCGUUCACCUGAAGAGGAACUAGUCUCCUCUGUUGAGCAUCUAUCUCGUAUUCGGUUGUCACGUUUUAAAAUGGAAAAGUGGGUUCACAUGCCGUUUUUCGAUAACUUGAUAAAAGGAUGUUUUGUACGUAUCAACAUAGGAUUACAUCAAGGUGUGCCGAUUUAUCGUUGUGCUGAAAUUGUGGAUGUCGUGGAAACUCCUAAAAUAUACGAUCUUGGUGACACUCGAACUAAUAAAGGAAUUGUAGUUCGUGUUGGAAAAGACCAAAGUACAUUUCGUUUGGCGUUCAUUUCAAACUCUGAUUUUCAGCAAGAUGAAUUCGACAGCUGGAUGCGGCGAAUACAUCUUGCGAACAUGAAACCUCCGACUUUGAAUUUUGUCCGAGAUAAAGCUGCUGAAAUUACUGAAGCAAUAAAUCGUCCUAUUCGAGAUGAACGCGUGGUUGAACAGAUCAUACAAUCCAAACGUCGUUUUCAGAAAGCUCCAACAAAUUUUGCUUUACGCAAAGCGGAAUUGAUCAAACAACGAGAGCAAGCAGAAACAGAUGGAGAUACAGAAUUAUUGAAACAUUUAGAUAGUGAAAUAGAAGAAAUCGAAUCUCAAGCUGAACGAAUUGAGAGACGUCGAACUUUAGGUUUUAAAUCAAUUACAUCUAUAAAUCAACGUAAUCGUGCACUUAGUGUACAACAAGCUGAAGAAGCUAUUCGCAAAGAAAGUGAAGAAGCAUUGAAUUCCAAGGAAGAAGAUCCAUUUACACGUGUUCAUUCUCAACCGGUAAUUGUCACAAAGAAAUAUUUGGAAAACUUACGUCAUAAAAGAGUAAGAAUUGUAUGAAUUAAGUUUUUUGGGUGCUAAUGUUUUAAUAUCGAAGCUAUCCUGGAUCUGUUCAUAUGUUUUUUUUAAAGAAAAUUUCUGUGAGCACAGCGCAUUUCAUCUAACAUUAUGUCUAAUUUAG